AUGAGGCGGCGGGGCGCGGUGCAGCGGAAGGUGCCGUGUGUGUUCGUGACAGAGGUGAAGGAGGAGCCGUCGGCCAAGCGGGAGCGCCAGGUGGCCGAGGCGAACGGGGCCGGGCCCGGGGCCGGGCCCGCCUUCCGAAUGAUCUGGAGAAUGAUACAGAAUGAAAAGCAGAAUAAAGCCAGGGUUCUUGCUAUGCUCACUGUGAACCAGAAGUUCAAAAACAAAAAAGAGGGAGAUGUGGGAACAGUAGUUCCAGCUAAAGGGCCUUGGACAGAUUAUACAGAAAGUGUAGUGGACCGAGCGAUUUCUUUGCAGACUAAGUCUAAGUUUAGAUCAAAUAGAGAUAAGACAGUUGUCUGCGCUGUUCUAGGAGAGAGCCUAGUAGCAGCAAUAGAAGAUCGCUUUAUGCGACGCAGUAAUAAAAGUAAAAUAAUAGAAUCCCUUGAAAAUCUGGUGCAGGUUUUGCAAAAAACAACCUCCAACUUAGAACAACAGUUAGAAAACUGUUUUCAACAAUUAGAAAAGGAAGAAAACGGCUCAUUGAAAGCUACUCUGAAGGAAAACACAGGGGUGCUGAGGGAGCGGAAGUUAGAGGAGAAAAAUAUCCAACACAUAAAUCAAAUCUACCCUCAGAAAGAAUUGGAGAACUCAGGAAAACGUUAUGAGGAAUUCCCAUGUGUGAGACCCUUAGUUAAAACAGAAUAUUUUUAUGCAAAUGAGGAGGAUACUGACCCUCACAUUACAACUAAGCAAAUUCCUUACACUGCCACGGAGCCGGCCAAACUUCAAAAAGAGUGCGGUCACCUUCCUAAAGAAUCUGAAACUGAAUAUGUGUGCCAUGUAUCCCUAACCAGGGGACACCAAAUUCAGUUAAGUGAAAAAGAAGCAAAUGGAUCCUGGGAACAUGGAGUCUUCUUAACAAUUGGUGACAGACGUGCCCCAUGGUCUCUAACACAGCGAGCUGCUUACUGGGCUCCGGGGCUAAACCCAUUAGAUAGGGGAGAGCCCUUAGCAAUUACUGGCUCACCUGAUCAAUUGUUAGAGAGUGUACCCAAAGCAACAUAUUUGAAAAUGAUACAUGAAAGCAAAUUAAUUCCUGAAUGUGAAUCUCCAGUGAUGUUGCCAGUAAAUCCAGACAUGAUGACUCCCUUAGUAAGGGGACUUCCAGCAUCACUAAAAUCUACUGGAAUUAACCUUCAAAGGACAAUCACACUAAUGAGCCCAGUAGAAAGAUUGGAAAAUACGAUUAGGAGCCAGGGUAACACAAGCAGGAGCCAGAGGGAAGGAACUAAUACUAGCAUGGGUUCUUCUUUCACCCCUCCCCCAACUUCCUCCCAACAACCAAAUACUGAAAAAGUGUGGACGUGGGGGGAAGUAGCACAAGAAUUGAUAGAUUACAAUAGGAAAUCUGGCCCAGUAAAAAUCCUAGAAGAGAGGUUGAGAGGAAUCCAUCAUAUUGAAAUCAAAAAGCUGCCCCUCUCUGCCAACGCUGCUGCUGUUACCGGUAUCCCAAGAAAAGAACAUCCAUGCAAUAAAACGGCAAAGGGAGAACAGCCUAAGGCCCAACAACAGUGGUGAGGUUUGGGAAUUAAAAAAGGAGUUCCCAGAGACAUAAUGGAAGACUUACCCCUUGAUAAGCUUAGUAAACUAGUAUCGAGGUGGUGAAAUCCAGAAGAGCCUUCACAGAAUGUAAAAUAAAUCCUACCUGUUGUACCUUCAGCUCCCUCCCCUGCCGAGGAUGAAAGUCUCUCCCAGAAUCAGGAAAACUAGAACCUCCAUUUCUUAGUAGUGGGCAAGGGAAUGGGGUAUGGAUUUAUAUCUGACAGCUCACACAUACCAAAGGGGGAGAUUUUUUAAUCACAGCUAUAGUGGGCCCU
This is a messenger RNA of Columba livia (rock pigeon), 1877 nucleotides long. RefSeq lists its product as uncharacterized. Gene Ontology annotation, biological process: response to reactive oxygen species. The record is from RefSeq and is a predicted model, not a curated record. Gene Ontology annotation, molecular function: RNA ligase (ATP) activity. NCBI's taxonomy places the organism in Eukaryota, Metazoa, Chordata, Aves, Columbiformes, Columbidae.